Messenger RNA from Mercenaria mercenaria, 3402 nucleotides. RefSeq names its product N-acetylated-alpha-linked acidic dipeptidase 2-like. The record is from RefSeq and is a predicted model, not a curated record. Gene Ontology annotation, molecular function: carboxypeptidase activity. NCBI's taxonomy places the organism in Eukaryota, Metazoa, Mollusca, Bivalvia, Venerida, Veneridae. Bases 255 to 2552 code for a protein of 765 amino acids. The transcript has 19 exons.
AUGAAUCGGAUCGUGUUAGAAUAAACCAUAAAGCAUCAGAUCGGAGACAGGUUCAUGAUUUGUUUUCAGAAGAAUGGAUAUACAAACACAUUUAGUUUGUCGUAAAUCGUCACGUUAGCUUCCGGUUGGACAUGCGCACAUACAAAUAUUAAGUUUCGCAGGGAGGUUGUAAUUCCACUCAUGCAAUAUAGAUGACCAAGAAUAGAUACAUCCAUUAACGUAAAAUUGACUUACGGUAUUGAUGCUUAUUUAAAAUGACGUCAUCGAAAGUAUUUAUCUCGGAACCCAGCAAACAGACAAACACUCGCUGUUUGAUAAUAACUUUCAUAAUUGGAAUUAUCGUGGCAUUUGUUAUCGGUAUUCUGAUUGGUCGAUUUGCAACAUGUCCCGAAGAUGAACCGGAAGAAGUUCCCGGCCAUGGUCUGUACCUACCAGACGUCUCAAAGCUGUUAGUUCACGAUGGCGAUCCUGGCAUUGGUGAUGAGAUGAUCAACAAUAUAAACACUGAAAAUAUCCGCCAAAAUCUAAGAAUGCUCACAGACAAACCGCACUUAGCUGGAACGGAAGGGAAUCAUGAGCUGGCAAGAAAACUCAAAGAACAUUGGGAAAAUGUUGGUCUAGACCAGACAACCUUGACGCCAUACAAUGUGAUGUUAUCUUACCCAAAUAUGAGUGAUCUCAAUUAUGUCGAAAUCAUUGAUGAAAAUAAUGACACAAUAUAUAAGUCUAAUUUGAGGGAACCGGCGCUGACUCCCGAGGAAAACAAAACUGGAAUUGUUCCGCCGUUUAAUGCAUACUCAGCUCCUGGUGAUAUUUAUGGUGACCUUGUGUAUGUGAACUAUGGAAGAGUUGAAGAUUUCGAGUAUUUAGAGAAAAAUAAAAGCAUCAAUGUAACAGGAAAGAUAGUGUUUGCCAGAUAUGGGAAAAUUUUCAGAGGCAAUAAGGUAAAAGAAGCAGAAAAGAGAGGAGCUAUUGGUAUAAUAUUAUUCUCUGACCCGGAUGACGUCACAGAUGGUAACAUUACGAAUGUUUAUCCCCAUGACUGGUGGCUACCUGAGUCUGGAACCCAGCGUGGAGUCAUUUAUUUUGGAAGCGGUGACCAUUUAACACCAGGUUAUCCGGCUACUGAAACUGCUUACCGCGAACUUCCAGACGACAUGCCUACCAUACCAUGUCAUCCUAUUGGAUAUGGAAUUGCUAUUCAUCUUAUGAGGGAACUUGUAGGAGAAGAAGUACCGGAGGACUGGCGUGGGGGUAUGAACGUCACUUACAGAUUUGGCAAUGGCUUCAAAGCACCGAAAUGGCGAGCACACAUCAAAGUGACCACCAGCAACAAAAAUGUAACCACAUAUAAUGCGAUAGGCAUUAUCAGGGGAAGUAUAGAACCAGACCGAUAUGUAAUAAUUGGAAACCAUAGAGAUGCGUGGGUGUUCGGGGCCCUUGAUCCAUCUAGUGGUACGGCGAUUAUGAUGGAAGUAUCGAGAGUUAUGGGACAGCUUGUUAAAUCAGGAAGAUGGCGACCUCGUCGGUCUAUCAUAUUUUGUAGCUGGGGUGCAGAGGAAUACGGACUGAUUGGCUCAACUGAAUGGGUGGAGCACUAUGUGAAGAAUCUUGGAGCAAGGGCAAUAGGAUACAUAAAUGUUGAUGUUGCAGUUUGGGGAAACCAUUCUUUAACAGCUGAAGGAACCCCUCCUCUAUAUAGUUCAUUGAUAAAAGCAACAAAGAAAGUCCAGAACCCGAACAGUGCUGAAAUUGCUGCUGGCCGUACGACUGUUUAUGAUACUUGGUAUCAUGUUUCUCCGUCACCAAAAUUUGAACGACCUAGGAUAACUCUUCCAGGUUCCGGAAGCGACUAUGCACCAUUCAGAGAUCGAUUGGGUCUCCCAGUUGUUGACGUACGAUUCACCCAUAGUCCAAAGUUGAAAGUGUCAAUUUACCCGAUGUAUCAUACAGCUUAUGAGACGUUUUAUCUUGUUGAUAAAAUCAUGGAUCGAGGCUUUAAGUACCACACAGCUAUUGGUCAGAUCCUGAGUGAACUGGCGAGAGAUUUGGCCGACAGCCUUAUAUUGCCAUUUAAUUUGUCCGACUACUCCGCUGUUAUGAAAGAUCUUGGCAGUACUCUGGUGACAAACUAUGGCAAACAGAUGAAUGAUAAUGGAUUGGAUACUUCCCUCCUGAAUGACGCAAUAGACAACUUUACAAAAGCUGUUGAUGAGUUUGAAGAUAGAAUGAAGACUGUGAACUUGAAAGAUCCGUUUGUUACACGUCGCAUCAAUGACCAGUUAAUGCAGUUGGACAGGGCAUUUUUAGACCCAGCAGGCCUUCCUGGGCGGCAAUUUAAAAGACAAAUUUUAUUUGCGGAAAGUUCUGCCGACGCGUAUUCUGGAAGUAGCUUUCCGGGUAUAGUGGACGCCUUAUCAGAAAUAAAUCUUGGGCGAGAUAUAGACAAACAAUGGAAGAUUGCACGUCAACAUUUUUCAGUGGUUCUAUUCACAAUACAGUCGGCCUCUUCGACACUUAUGGACGUUACAAAUUUCAUGUACUCUUACUGAUAAAAUCUUAUAUCAAACAAGUGUCACUCAACGAAUAUCUUAAUAAACCGCUUUUUAUACGUAAUGUAACCUCCCAGAACAACAAAAGUUGAUUCUUGGAUUAGCAAGAAGUCACAGAGGGCUUUUACACCUGUCUAAGAGUACAAAAAUAACAUUUAACCCUUUAAUAAAAUAUUUCAACUAUAUGAACAAUUAUUCUUCAUGGCAACUUAAAAAACAUUCGUUAAGAUUCUUCUGUCAACAACAUGAUAUAAAGCCAGAAUUUAUAUCAGUGCAAAAAAAAUAGUUAUUUAUCAUUUUUCUUUCCAUUCGAAAUGUAUGUCAUGGGAAGCGAGUGAUACUUGCACAUGACAGUAAAAUAUCAUAUCUUUAUUCACCUAAAGUUUAUGCCAUGGUAAGCAUGUGAUAUUUUCACAUAAUAGUUAUUAAAUUGCUCUCUUUCUGUCCAUCUGAAACUUACGUCAUGGGAAACGAGAAACAGUGGCACGUGCUGUCAAUUUACGUCAUGGGAAGCGAGUGACAAUGGCACAUGUUGUUAAUUUACGUCAUUGGAAGCGAGUGAAAGUUUUUCUAUCCAUAUCAAGUGUACGACAUAGUAAGCGAGUGAUAGUAAUGUUUAUCCUGUAUCAUACCUACUCUAGAGUUACCUUAUUCAAGGUAUUUUGAAGUGUAGCCUGUAUUUUCAUGAAGUGUGUCUUGUAUUUCCAUGAAGUGUAUAUUGUAAUUUCUUGUAUUUCCAUGAGUGUAGUAAAACAUAAUUAUUAUACUCAUUUGGAAAUGUUGUUUUUCUUUGUCCAAAUUGUUAUAGUUUAAAAGUAUUUUAUUCACUACAAGUACACAGAGAUAUAGA